Wyeomyia smithii (pitcher-plant mosquito) is the source of this 2031-nucleotide messenger RNA. Its product is annotated as N-acetylgalactosaminyltransferase 6-like. Lineage: Eukaryota; Metazoa; Arthropoda; Insecta; Diptera; Culicidae. The coding region runs from base 149 to 2002 and encodes 617 amino acids. The transcript is spliced from 5 exons. The record is from RefSeq and is a predicted model, not a curated record. Gene Ontology annotation, cellular component: Golgi apparatus.
CGGGUGUGCACAUGUGUCGAGAUUACUCUGGCGCGAGUUGUUCGAAUUCUCUUUCACCGGAAGUUAUCACGAAUAGUCUUACGGUCGUGGGAGUAUCGAAGCGCCUGAAAGCUUGUUCUAUUGAUUGUUCGAAAAAAGCUUCGAACUAAUGAAAGUGCCACGAGUGUUCAGACACAUUAAACAUUCCGCUUAUCGCAAGAUUCGCAAAUCCACCAUCAACGCAUGGGCACUGAAGGUGCUAUUCGUGGUUUCCUGCAUGAUCAUCACCGUGCUACUCAUCAUCCACAAGUACCAGAGUUUGUCGAAUUUCAAACAAUCGCUGCUCUACCGGUUCGUAAAUGAUGAGCCGUUUUUUGACGGCGGCCCUCGGAAUGUCGACGGCAUACGAAUAGAUUGGCAUGACUAUGCGUAUAUAGAGUACGAAGCGGAACGACAGGGACCGGGUGAGCACGGGAAACCGGUUAAACUGCAGCGACCCGAAGAUUUUCAACUGAACAAAAAACUUUACAAAGAAAACGGCUAUUCAGCUGUUAUCAGUGAUAAGAUCGCGAUAGAUCGAGCCAUACCCGACAUUCGACAUCCUCAGUGCCACCAGAAACGUUAUCUGCGAGAUUUGCCGAAUGUCAGUGUGAUUAUUAUUUUCUACAACGAGCAUUGGAGUACGCUGUUGCGAACCAUCUACAGUGUAAUAAAUCGAUCCCCAGAACAUUUGCUCAAAGAGAUCAUUUUGAUCAAUGACCACAGCACCAAAAAGUUCCUUUGGAAACCUCUGCGAAAUUUCGUGGAAAGUGAACUUGCUCCAAAAGUCAAACUGAUUGACCUUCCCGAGCGAUCGGGUCUGAUCACCGCGAGGUUGGAAGGAGCCAGAGCGGCAAGCGGAGAUGUACUGAUCGUUCUCGAUUCACACACCGAAGUCAACGUAAACUGGCUGCCACCUCUUAUCGAACCCAUUGCUCAGAACUAUCGAACGGUGGUGUGUCCCUUUAUAGAUGUAAUCUCCCACGAAACGUUCGAAUAUCGAGCUCAGGACGAAGGAAAACGUGGUGCUUUUGAUUGGAAAUUCUAUUACAAACGACUACCACUCAGACCAGAGGACGUCAGCAAUCCCACUGAACCCUUCGAGAGUCCCGUGAUGGCUGGUGGGCUGUUUGCGAUAAGUGCCAAAUUUUUCUGGGAAUUGGGUGGAUACGACGAAGGGCUGGAUAUUUGGGGCGGUGAACAGUACGAGUUGAGUUUCAAAAUUUGGCAGUGUGGUGGCCGAAUGGUGGAUGCGCCGUGCUCCCGCGUUGGUCACGUGUACCGAGGGUAUUCACCGUUUCCAAACCCAAGAGGUGUGAACUUCGUAACCAGAAACUUCAAACGAGUGGCGGAGGUUUGGAUGGAUGAAUACAAACAGUUUCUGUACGAACGGAAUUCUCAGUUUGGCAAAAUCGAUGCUGGUGAUCUGUCCGAACAAAAAGCAUUGCGAGAGAAGCUGGAAUGUAAACCAUUCAAGUGGUUUCUGGAGGAGGUUGCCCCUGACCUGUUGGUGCGGUAUCCGUUGCGUGAUCCGUUGCCAUUUGCUUCUGGGCGAGUUCAAAAUCUGGCCAAUCCCAGCUACUGCCUGGAUACUUUGAAUCACAAAGCCAAACAAGCGAUCGGAGUUUUCGGUUGUGCCGACAACAAAACUCAUCCACAAAACAAUCAGCUGUUGACGUUGACCCACAACCGUGAUAUACGGGCGGCCAGUGUUGAAAAAUGUCUGGACGCUUCCGACGACGGUUCGCAGGUUAUUCUUUUUAACUGCCACGAGUCGCAGGGAAACCAACUGUGGCAGUACGAUUUGGAUAAUCGCUUUAUUCGUCACGGCAAACCAGUGCGGAAUCAAUGUCUCGAUCUGGUUGGUAAGAAGGUUGUUGUUUCCCGAUGCGAUCAUCGCAAGCAGACGCAACGGUGGGAUUGGGGAUUCGCGAAUGUGACGAUGCUGAGAAAUUGGGAAAAAUAUGGCGCUAAGCUAUUAUGAUAAGAGAUAUAUUCUUGUAAAUAAAGAUA